CGUGUGUGUGUGUGUGUGUGUAUAGGAAGGUCAGAGAAAGAAGCUUUUCCUGUAGACCGAUAGCAGUCUGCGUGAAAAUGUCAAGCCCCAGAGGACAAACUACAGGAAGUGCUAAUCAUGGGAGCAAAACUUUUACUGGUUUUUGUGAUAUUUCUGUUUUGGGAUGGAUGCCAGGCUCGAUCUGCAGGACAAGAAUUUGCCACUGCAUUUAUGCAAAACUAUGUAUCCCCUUUUGAUUUGCCACUCUUUCAGCUUUAUAUCACCUCUGUGAAUUCUGAUUGCCUGGUGCAGGUCAAUGUGCCAGGUCUUCGAUUCACCCAGGAGGUGCAAAUGAUUGCAGGUCAGAGCAUCACUGUGACCCUCCCCAAAGAAGUCGAGCUGUCUGGUACCAAGAGGUCCCGCAAUACUGCCCUCAUUCAAGCAUCCGAUGACAUAACGGUUUCCUCACUAAACUCGAAACAAUACACGUCGGAUACAUCCCUGGUCUACCCUAUGAGCGAAUGGGGCACUGAAUAUUUUGUGUUCACCCCCACUAACUCCCCUCCAUCCAUGCUGAAGGAGUUUGUGCUUGUCAAUGGUAAAGAGCAGAACACGGUGGAAGUGUUCCUUCGAGCGGCAGUCCGGUUUGAAGGCCGCUUGUAUGGUGUCGGCAGUAAACUAGCUGUGGUGAUGGGUCCUUUAGAAAAUAUACAAAUUCAAAGCCAAGGAGACUUGACAGGAACCCGCAUUUCCUCGCAACUUCCCAUCGCCGUGUACUCGGGCCACAUGUGCACGUGGCGCUUCUCUAAGUGCAAUCACGUUUAUGAGCAACUCCUGCCAGUGCAAAGAUGGGGAACUCACUUCCUGGUGGCUCCGUUUAGCAUCCAGAGCCAGUUUGACAGCGUCUAUAUCCAGGCAUCACAGUCAACGAAUGUAACUGUUCAGUUUGGCCAUACUACAUUAAAUGAUGUACUCCAGCGUGGUAUGAUCAUAGAGUACAAAAUCCAGUUUCCAGAUGGUCUUAACAUCAUUGCUGACAGCGGAAUCCAGGUGUUUUUUCUGUUUAAUGGUAUGCGAACAUCCUAUAAUGUGAUACACGACCCGUUUCUUGUAAAUCUUCUGCCCAACAACAAUUUCUGUUCGUCGUACACACUUGAUGGGAUAGCUGGCUUUGACAACCGAGCCCUCCUGAUUGUUCCGACCAAUGAACAAGCAGGUAUUCUUUUUGAUAGCUUGGCUUUACCUGGAAAAAUUCAGUGGAGGGUCUUCAAAAACAGCGAGUACUCCUGGACAGAGCUGGUUUACCAACCUGGGGCAGGUGGGCACAACGUAAUCCAUGCAAGUGCUUCUUUUGGGGUCUAUAGUGUGGGAAUAGACCAAGGGAAUGGGUACGGCACCCCAGCCCCAUGCAUUGAUCCAGUUGUGCCUCGCUCUCGCUUCAGCAUCGACUUACCCACCAGUGUGAAGAAACCAUUUGGAAUGUGUUGGGCUAUGGGCGACCCUCACUACAGCACAUUUGACCAGCGUUAUUUUGACUUCAUGGGCACUUGCACUUAUGUUGUCACCAGGAACUGUCAGAAAAAUGACAGUCUUCCAGCUUUCGAAGUCCUGGCUAAAAAUGAAAACCGCGGUGACACGAGAGUUUCCUAUGUGGCACUUGUAAUUGUGAAUAUUGGCGGUAUCACCAUCAGAGUUGAAGGUUCUGAUCCCGGAAAAGUCAGGAUUGACCAGAGUGUGUGGAGCCUUCCUGUCAUUUCUUGAUGAUGUUGGCGUAUCCAUGUUCCAGUCUGGCAGCUUCAUCACUAUCCUUUUUUCUUUUGGGCUGAAUGUGCAGUAUGGCUAUAACCACUAUCUCAUGGUCUCAAUGCCCACUGCCUUCAUGAACAAAGUCUGUGGCCUCUGUGGCAACUUUCAAUGGUGAUCCCAAUGAUGAUUUCACAAUGCCUUCGAGCACCCAGGCUUCCUAAUGCGACAAGCGUUUGGCCAGAGUUGGAAAGUUCACAACUUAACAUGGGAUGAGGGCUGUAGAGAUGACAAUAAGGGCCAUGAAUGUGAUGUUCAAGCACUUAAACAAUGGGAGGGUGAAAACUACUGUGGACUCUUAAUGAAGGGGACCAUUCAGUCAGUGUCAUUCUGUUAUUGACCCUGCUAUUUAUAUUCAGAACUGCUUGUAUGAUGUUUGUAUGGC
This is a messenger RNA of Megalobrama amblycephala (Wuchang bream), 2167 nucleotides long. RefSeq names its product IgGFc-binding protein-like. The transcript is spliced from 5 exons. Lineage: Eukaryota; Metazoa; Chordata; Actinopteri; Cypriniformes; Xenocyprididae. The coding region runs from base 118 to 1740 and encodes 540 amino acids. The record is from RefSeq and is a predicted model, not a curated record.